CUGGCCACGGGCUUUUAACUCGCUCUCAUCUCGAAAUAACCGGUCAUAGCAUCGAAAAGCUCCCCUGGCUUUUACACCGCGGAUGUUCUGCCUGCGAUUGGAAUCCUCGACCCUCACUCUUUCAACAUCUCAAGUAGACUAGAAGAUUAUUACCCCACCAUAGUGGACGGACGAAUUGCUUCCAGCCUUCGACGGAGGUUGAAUCUUGAAUACUCAGGCUGGUCCGAAGUAGCCGUGACGCCAAAUUCCUCGUCAUCAUGACUUCCACGUUCAGCUUUGGCUUCGCGGGGGAUGACAUCGACCUGGACAUCGACGAUUCCGAGGUCAAUGAGACGGUCGAGACCAACCCUGCGCAGUCCACAGAUGCCAGUGCUUCUCUGCCGGAGCUCAUUGCACCCAGAAAACAUGAUAUGGCCCAAUGGGUCCCAAGCCUCCCAUCCCUAAUCUCAUUCAACAAGAUUGCAAUCCGAUCUCCCCAGGAUGCGAACUCGGGGAAACCCAUCACCCUCGCUCGUCGGGAGGUGUUCGACAUCCGGACCCAACUGAUGGCCGAAGACACCCCCGACGAGGACAACGAGGAACUGAUCGCCGGCCUGGAGAAGGGCGACAUCAAGCCCAACUUCUACGAGGGCGGCUUCAAGACGUGGGAAUGCGCCCUCGACCUGGCCAAACUACUCGUCAACGCCGACGAGUCCGCGAACCCCGUCGAAGACCGUCAUAUCAUCGAGCUCGGCGCAGGAACGGCAGUCCCUUCGCUUGCGCUCUUUGCACAGCUUCUAUCUGACGAUGCGCCCUCAUCACGGAGAACCCAUUUCACUUUCGCGGACUACAACUCCGCCGUUCUCCGGCUCGUCACCUUCCCCAACCUGCUGCUAACCUGGAAUCACAUCGUCUCUCGGCGGGAUAAGGCCGCCUUCUCGCCUGAGACGGAGACGGAGACGGAGACGGAGGACCGUCCCGCGGAGGAGGAGGAAGAAGAAGAAGAAGAAGAAGAAGAAGAAGAAGAAGAAGAGCUCGACAUCACGCCCGAGCUUGUCGAGAGUUUCCGGACAGACCUGACCAAGCGAGGCAUCACAGUGGAUUUCGUCUCCGGGGCCUGGUCGCCCGCGUUCGUGGACUUGGUAUUCGCGUCUGGCCAGCCGGGGGCCCGCAGCGCGUUGAUCCUGGCCAGCGAGACGAUCUACUCUCCUGCGUCGUUGGUGGCGUUCUCCGAAACCCUGCUCGCUCUGCUACGUCGUCCUGUGGCGGAGGGGGCCCGGAGCCGCGCGUUGGUCGCGGCCAAGAAGGUUUACUUUGGGGUUGGCGGUGGAGUGGAUGAGUUCCUUGCUGUGCUGGGAGGAGUCGUCGGGGGCGACCAGCUCAAGGUCGAGGAGCGGUUGGAUGUCAAGUCUGAGGGUGUCGGAAGAGUCAUCUUGGAGGUUGUCCUUAGGCAAUAGUAAUGGCGGCGCUUAGAUAAACG
This is a messenger RNA of Aspergillus heteromorphus CBS 117.55, 1459 nucleotides long. RefSeq names its product protein-histidine N-methyltransferase. Bases 258 to 1436 code for a protein of 392 amino acids. Lineage: Eukaryota; Fungi; Ascomycota; Eurotiomycetes; Eurotiales; Aspergillaceae. Gene Ontology annotation, biological process: peptidyl-histidine methylation, to form tele-methylhistidine. The record is from RefSeq and is a predicted model, not a curated record. Gene Ontology annotation, molecular function: protein-L-histidine N-tele-methyltransferase activity. The transcript is spliced from 3 exons.